GUGCUGGACAUGGCCCGCAACUCCUUCGACGACCGGUACCAGGGCUGCCGCCGCAUGAUGGAGGAGGAACUGGAGGAGCUCAACCGCACCGAGUUCAACAACAACAAGGUCUACGCUACGGCCUGGACCCUCGCCUCUGACACAUGGCGGAGCCAGCAGAGCCGCGUCCCGCAGCCGCCAGUGCUGCUGCCGCCGAACCAGGCGAUCGCCCUCCUGGCGUACACCAUGCAGGACCCCCUGUACCAGGCAUUCAACGCGGCCGUGCGCGAGGCCGGGCGCUCCCACAAGGAAUACCUGCACAACUUCCACUUCAAGGUGCUGCAUUUCCUCCUGAGCGAGGCUCUGCGUGCCCUGCGGGACGCCCAGCCCCACCGCUGCCACGACGUCUACCGGGGGGUCCAGGGCAUCCGCUUCGCCACCCAGCACCACCAAUCCAUCCGCUUCGGCCAGUUCACCUCCACCUCCCUCGAGAUCAAUACCAUGGAGCGCUUUGGCCAGGACACCAUCUUCUCGGUGCAGACUUGCUAUGGUGUCCCCAUCGGGCGCUUCUCCUUCUUCCCCGGGGAGGAGGAGGUCCUCAUCCCACCCUUCGAGGUGUUCGAGGUCACCAACGUCACCCGCAAAAGGGACAGCACCGUCAUCCAGCUCCGCGCCCAGGACACGCUCAGCACCUACAACUGCGAGUUCGUGAAAGAGAGGAGAUGCAAGAACCGGCCAUGCGUCUUCAGCGCAG
Messenger RNA from Pelecanus crispus (Dalmatian pelican), 733 nucleotides. Lineage: Eukaryota; Metazoa; Chordata; Aves; Pelecaniformes; Pelecanidae. The record is from RefSeq and is a predicted model, not a curated record.